Paralichthys olivaceus (Japanese flounder) is the source of this 1134-nucleotide messenger RNA. The record is from RefSeq and is a predicted model, not a curated record. Lineage: Eukaryota; Metazoa; Chordata; Actinopteri; Pleuronectiformes; Paralichthyidae.
AGGACCUGCUCUCAGGAUGGUUUGAAGUGUGGGUCAUUCAUCUGUAGUAUUGUUCUUUAUGUGGCCCGUAGACCCGUCACUUUGUAGACCAUCGCCCUGUGAAGCUGGUGGCUGGGUCAGGGGGUAAAGGUGCCUGCUGCUUUCACAGUGAGCCCCGAAAAGAGUGGGGUGGACCUGAUGGAGGGAACGGAGGUGAUGGAGGAAGCAUCAUUUUCAAGGCUGAUCGGUUUGUCAAAUCAUUGGCACAAGUGGUUCCGGUUUAUAAGGGAGAGGAUGGGCAAUCAGGUGGCAGCAAGAACUGUUAUGGUCGGAACGGCAGCCCAACCUACGUUUCUGUACCAUUAGGCACUGUGGUAAAGGAGGAGGGGAAAACUAUAGCGGACCUCUCUGAACACGGGCUAGAGUAUCUGGCUGUAUUUGGAGGAGCUGGAGGAAAAGGGAAUCGAUUCUUUCUGUCCAAUGAGAACCGUGCCCCGAUGACAGCAACCUCAGGAAUGCCAGGAGAGGAGAGGGUCCUUCAGCUGGAGCUACGCACCAUGGCACAUGCUGGACUGGUGGGUUUUCCUAAUGCUGGGAAAUCAUCGUUGUUGAGAGCUAUAUCUAAUGCCAGGCCUGCGGUGGCUGCUUACCCUUUCACAACGCUCAGCCCACAUGUAGGAAUUGUCAGUUACAGGGAUCAUGAGCAAGUUGCAGUUGCUGACAUCCCAGGCAUCAUUCGAGGAGCCCAUCUAAAUCGAGGCUUGGGCAUCUCUUUCCUGCGUCACAUAGAGCGCUGUCGCUUCCUCCUCUUUGUCCUGGAUCUUUCCACUCCAGAGCCCUGGACUCAGCUCCAACAUUUGCGUUAUGAACUGGACCAGUAUGAGCCUGGUCUGUCCCAGCGGCCUCAGGCCAUUAUAGCCAACAAAAUGGACCUACCUGAGGCCCGGGAGAAGCUGGAGACUCUUAGGAGCGUUGUCAUCGAGCGGGUCAUUCCUGUGUCGGCUCUCACUGGACAGAACACAGAAGAGCUCAUCCUCCACCUCAGAGAGCUAUAUGACGGCUACCUCCAAGGACCAGGUAGUGUGGAAGGUAAACCCACUAAAUGGUAGUAAAAAACCAUUUCCUCUUGCUUUACUGAUAUCUCUGUCAUGUAUA